AUGGGAUCGACGCGUCCAGCGCUCGGCGCGCACACUUCCCCGGCAUUGGCUCCAUCAACCACGGCCGCCAUCAAAUCGCAGCCCCGUCUUCAACCCUCACCGCUACCACUGCAGCCCAUUGAAAACUCAUUCCGGCCGUCUUCCCGUGGCCCGCACAGGCCAUCUCCGACAAAAGGACUGCCCACCCAGGGUGUGCAUCCCGGGCGAAAACUCGGUUUCGUCCCUAUCACUGCCCCGGCGCCUCCUAUGUUUACAACCGACUCUCCCACCAAGAAGCCUCCUUUUCCCAUCUACGCCCAGUCAUCCAUGCCCCAGUCGGCUCUCUUCACGACCUUCUCCAGUGUGAAUCCUGACUCGUCCAAGGAAAAUCAACAUCCGGAGGACCCGUCUCAUGGCAAUUUCGCCGACUUCCCUGAGCCAUCCUAUGAAUCAAAACUGCCGAUGAAGCGAACUCUUAUGGAAGCUGCUCCCCUCAAGGAGCGCUCAGUCAAGAAGCAGAAGCGCGAGGACGCACCUCUUCACUCACUGCCGGAACCGCACGAAAUGCCUGUCAUUGAAGAUGACGGCCACAAGCCGCCUUAUAGUUAUGCGACAUUGAUUGGCAUGUCCAUUCUUCGCGCACCCAACCGUCGCCUGACUUUGGCGCAGAUUUACAAAUGGAUUUCCGACACAUUCUCCUACUACAAGAACAGCGACGCGGGCUGGCAGAACAGUAUUCGGCACAAUCUCAGCUUGAACAAGGCAUUCAUCAAGCAGGAACGGCCUAAGGAUGAUCCCGGCAAGGGCAACUACUGGGCCAUUGAGCCUGGCAUGGAGAUGCAAUUUUUGAAAGACAAGCAAAUUACACGGAACGAAGACUUGUCAUCAGACGCGACAUUGCCGGCUUCUGAUCCCGCUCUGCAUGAUGACACAAGCGACGAGAACACACACCACCCUGUACACCAUCUUGCACCCCUCCGAUCAUCGCCUCCUCAAGCCAUUCGAUCCUCUCCUCCCAUUGCUCCUCCACGAUUCUCACGCCAGGGAACUCCUCCAACCCCGACUCACGCUGGUCCUACCCCAGCUCCGCGACCCCGGAAGCGCAAAUCGAUCACCAUCAAUGACAGUGGCUAUUUCUCAUCCCUUGAAUCUUCUGCUCUACGGCCAAAUAAGGCUGGCCAUAUUCUGACUUCUGAUUUGGACAUUGAGCCACCGCGUAUCAAACGUGGUCGCGCCGAGGAAGAGAUCGCGCGAAUUCGCAGUUCUUCUCAUGACAUCAGCCCCGGCCAGCCUGCUACUCGAAAGGAUGUUAGCACAUUAGUUGGCUCUUCACCACUUCGCGGGGAAUACGUGAGCAUGCUCCCGCCACCUCUGACACCGAUUAUCAAGUUCAAGAAACCUGCCAAGCCCCCGCCAUCUGUGUCGCCCAACACUAACCUCCGGAACCACCGCCGCAAGAUUCAGCAAAUGGUCAACUCUCCCAUCAAGCAUCUGGGUCUCACUGACGACGAUCUUCCCUGGAGUCCUGCAUUUAAACUUCAUGACGAGUCCUUCACCCCACAAGAUCAUUUUCUCACUACCUUCGAUGUCUUUGCCGAUUCAAGUGCGGACGCGCACAUCUCUUCCGCUGCGUAUGGUUCUCCUGAAAAGCGCUCCGCCAAGCGUACCCGGACUGACAGCGGUCCUACUGCCCUAACUGAUAUCACUUCGGUCAAUGUUAAUACGCGCUUGGGCAUGCCCAACCUAUCGCGAUCCAAGUCGUCCAUUUUUCCCGAAUCUCCCUCCAAGGUCCCGGAAACAAACCGCCUCGGUGAUACCAGCCAGGAUGACUUUUUCUCCUUCCAUCUCUUUGAUGAAAACAAUGACAGCCCUGGCGAGGUGGACGGCGUGGAUUUGCUGCAAGGAUUCCAGAAAAUCGGAGGCUCUAGCAAAGAUGACAGCUUGAAGCCGAAAACGAUUCAUUCACGUCCGCAUCUCGGCAACCGCAGCAACACUACCUUGUUCUGA
This is a messenger RNA of Penicillium macrosclerotiorum, 1986 nucleotides long. RefSeq names its product forkhead box transcription factor. The record is from RefSeq and is a predicted model, not a curated record. Bases 1 to 1986 code for a protein of 661 amino acids. Gene Ontology annotation, biological process: regulation of transcription by RNA polymerase II. Gene Ontology annotation, molecular function: RNA polymerase II cis-regulatory region sequence-specific DNA binding; DNA-binding transcription factor activity, RNA polymerase II-specific. The transcript has 2 exons. Lineage: Eukaryota; Fungi; Ascomycota; Eurotiomycetes; Eurotiales; Aspergillaceae.